UCAUCACUCGUAUCGGUUUCUCUUGUUCCCGUCCAUUUACAUCUCAUAGGCAUAGCAUCCUCGUAACAACGAAAAAUCCCCCCACCUUAACCUCGUUUCUGUUGUUGUUGAUAAUGGAAGACAGUGAGAGGAGAAGAAGGCACACACUUGUUGUGAGGAAACCAUGCUUUGGGCUCCCAACAGGUUGCCCACAAUGCUUGUCAGCUUUCAUCUAUCUCAAGCUCUCCAAAUUCCCCUUCACCUUGGACUUCCACCUUAACUACCCUGAUUCUGAACAAAUUCCUUACUUUGAGGCUGGUGAUUCUGUGGUAUACAAUGAUGUGAAGGAUGGGAUCAUUGAGGGCUUAAAGAAGGAGGAAGGAGUUGGUGAUUUGGAUGAUGGUGUUUCAUCACUGCCAGAGUGGAUACCAACCAAGGUGAUGCUCACAACUUGGCUUGCCGAUGCGCUCGAGUACGAGCUUUGGGUGGGGUGUGAUAGUUCGUCUGCUUAUAGCAUCUAUUACUUCGAUCUUCCAUGGCCUAUUGGGAAGGUCUUGUUUUGGAAGAAAGCUCAUUGGGUGAAGCAGAAACAUGGCAUAACUAAAGACAAUGGUGAGGUGAAGGAGGAAGAGAUUUAUGGGAGAGCUAACUCUGCAUAUGAUGCUUUGUCAAUGUGGUUAGGGGAUGAGAACUACUUAUUUCAAAACAGGUCAUCAAGCAUGGAUGCUAUUUUUCUUUCACAUGCAUUAGUCGUUCUUCAUGCUUUGCCCGAAUCAUCGACGCUGCGCAUGAAGUUUUCGGAACACACUAAUUUAGUGAGAUAUGUGCAACAACAUAAGAGAGAACUUAUAGAAGCCGGUACAUCCCCUUCCUAUGAUCCAUCUUUCAGUUCAGAUGCGCCAUCAUGGGCUUCCAGAGCGCAUUCAACUUCAAGUUCAAAGGCCAAGAGCAAACAGAAAAGCAAAAGAGAGGAAACAAAGGAGGAGAAAACCUUCAGAAGAAGGGCCAAAUAUUUUGUGGUAGCACAGCUGGUUGCAGUUGUUCUUUUCCUCAGCAUCAUGUCUGGAUAUGGUGGUGGUGAUGGCGAGAUAGACGAUGAUGGUACCGGCUACGAUCUUGACGAUUGAAACAAACUGCAUUCAUUAGUUUGCUGUUGUUCUUACUUCUUAAUAACAAAGUUACAGAGCCUGGGAUCUGUUCUUCUGUUA
Arachis ipaensis is the source of this 1187-nucleotide messenger RNA. Its product is annotated as mitochondrial outer membrane import complex protein METAXIN. The record is from RefSeq and is a predicted model, not a curated record. Gene Ontology annotation, cellular component: mitochondrial outer membrane; cytoplasm. NCBI's taxonomy places the organism in Eukaryota, Viridiplantae, Streptophyta, Magnoliopsida, Fabales, Fabaceae.